This is a messenger RNA of Purpureocillium takamizusanense, 1099 nucleotides long. Its product is annotated as Beta-mannosidase. Bases 1 to 825 code for a protein of 274 amino acids. The record is from RefSeq and is a predicted model, not a curated record. Gene Ontology annotation, biological process: glycoprotein catabolic process. The transcript is spliced from 4 exons. Lineage: Eukaryota; Fungi; Ascomycota; Sordariomycetes; Hypocreales; Ophiocordycipitaceae. Gene Ontology annotation, molecular function: beta-mannosidase activity.
AUGGACUAUAACCUCGGGCUGGACACCGUCUUUGACAACUCGCAGAUGCCGGUGACGCGGUUUGUGGUGGAGUUUGGCGGCAUGAGCUACGAUUCUCUUCUCUCGUACCAGACCACUUUUCAAGAUGAAAACAUUCGACCCGAUGGGGGCAUGCUGCUGAACAGAUGUUAUGAUGGCGGAUCCACCAUCUACCCAGAUCUCAGAGAUGGAAUGGAAAAGUAUCUCAUCCUGUCGAACAUCUCGGAUCCUCUCACACACUUUGACCAAUUCUCCUGGACCAGCCAAAUCUGGCAGGGCAUGAUCAUCAAGCACAAGAUUGAGUCUUACAGGCGAUCCAUCAGCCUGCCCGAGAACAACCUCGGGUCUCUCGUCUGGCAGCUCAACGCCCCCUGGACGACCCUCGCCCUCAACUCCAUCGAGCACACCGGCCGGUGGAAGGUCCUCCAGCACGUCACCAAGCAGACGUACGCGCCCGUCGUCGCCAGCAGCUGGUUCGAGCCUUCCAACGAGACGUACAGGAUCUGGGUCGCCUCGGACGCGGUCGCGCCCGUGACGGGCCGCGUCACCGCCACAUGGCUGGCGUGGUCGGGCGAGCACCUCGCCACCAAGACGUACAACUUCUCCAUGCCCGCCCUGCAUAGCAUGCAGAUCGAGGAGCUCGUGGGCUGGAAGAACAUACUGCCGCGGGGCGCCUCCGCGGAGAAGAGCGUCCUCCUGCUCAAGCUCGUGGCGACGGAGCCCGACAGCGGCAGGAAGCACGCAAGCGAGAAUUACUGGGUGCCUGAAUACUUGAGCAAUGCCACCAUUGUUGACCCAGGUCUAUAGACUGCGUACUUGGGCCACAUGAAGUGGAAAGUAACCGCGACCAAGGCCGUUGCUGCGUAUGUCUGGUUGACGGCGCCGAAGGAUGUCAUUGGGUUCUUUGACGACAACAGCGUGUUCUUGGGCAAAGGAGAGGAGCGCAUCUUUUCUUUCACCGUGCAAAAGGGCCCAAAGAGUGACGAGUGGGCGAGGUAUGUGUCUGUCAGAUCUAUAUGGGACAACAUUGGUUGAUCAACUGCAUGACCAGUGGCCAGAACAUUAUGGCGAGGAGAAGGAC